ACGCGUGUAUCUAGAAAGCGAAAGGAAUGGCCGAUACCGGCGAUGCACCCUCGGUGAAGAAACCAAAGAUCGCCAUCAGAGAGGGAUGUUUAUUGGGGUAUGGAAACCCAUUAUUGGACAUAUCCGUACAGGGAAAUACAGAAUUCCUGGAAAAGUAUGAUUUGAAAGCUGACAAUGCCAUCCUAGCUGAGGAUAAGCACAAGGGCAUGUACGAUGACAUGACUGAGACAUUUGAUGUAGAGUAUGUGCCAGGGGGAGCCACACUCAACUCCAUCAGAAUCGCUCAGUGGCUUUGUGGAGAACCAAAUGCUACAACAUACUUUGGCUGUAUAAAUGAGGACAAGUACGGCAAGAUUUUGUGUGAAAAGGCAAAGAAUGACAACGUCAAUUUUGUAUAUCAGAAAACAGAUAAGGAGCCAACUGGCACAUGUGCCGUCAUCGUUACGGGCACCAGCAGAUCUCUGUGUGCUAAUCUGGCUGCUGCAAACUGUUUCACAGAGGAACAUCUGGAUGUUGAGGAGAACUGGAAUCUUGUGGAGAAGGCCAAAUACUAUUAUAUCUCUGGUUUCCCUCUCACGGUUUGUCCUUCGGCCAUUCUAAGAAUCGCGAAACACUCCGGAGAAAAGGGCAAGACGUUCACUACAAAUUUAUCAGCACCAUUCCUCUGCCAGUUUUUUAAAGAUCCCAUGAUGCAAGUCAUGCCCUAUGUGGACAUUCUGUUUGGCAAUGAAACGGAAGCUGACACUUUUGCUAAAGAACAUGAUUUUGGGACAACAGACAGGAAAGAAAUUGCAAAGAAAAUUGCAGCCUUACCUAAAGAUAACAAGGAUAAACCUAGAACAGUGGUCAUCACUCAGGGAGCUGACCCUGUCAUUGUGGUCAAGGACGGUGAAGUGACAGAAUAUCCGGUCAUUCCCAUCAAACCUAAGGACAUCCUGGACACCAAUGGAGCAGGAGAUGCCUUUGUAGGAGGUUACCUUGCUCAGUUAGUGAAAGGUGAAAGUGAGGCUAAAUGUGUGAAGUGUGGAAACUAUGCAGCAAACCUUGUUAUCCAGCGAUCUGGCUGUACGUUCCCGGAUGUGCCAGAUUUUGAAUGAUUUUUGACAAUGAACAAUGUAUGAAUGAAUGUAUUACCUCAUCACAGAAGUCAAUAGGGAAAUUCUAUACAUACAUAAGACAGAAGGUUAGCCUUAUGGAGAAUUAUAUAUCCCAGGAUAAACAGCUAUUAUCACAUUAUUUAACUUAUCAACAUCACAGCAGACGACAGAAUUCUCAGGAUGGUUUAAUACUCAAUGGGGAUUUUUUUCGUCUUGUUCCAUAAAUAUUUAUUUAUGACUGAAACUUGUCAGCACAAAUCCAUGAAAUAGUGCAAGCACCUGGACCAUCAUAUUUACAAAUUCAGUCAAUAAUUUGUAAAAGUAUUGGUGUUUGUGCGUAUAGACCAGCAUGCUCAUUCAUUGUGUAAGUGUUUUCAUAUCAGUGAACUUCAUUAUAUUUCUGACCGUUAUAGAUAAGUAUUAAGGAAGAAAAAUGCCCAAAGCAGAUCAUCCAACCAGGAAGAGGUUGCCCAAAGCAGAUCACCAAAUCAGUGUUAAGUCAUUUAUUGAAAAAUCUCUGUGAAAGAUUAUCUACAGACACAUUUACACAUUGGAAAUGUUUGUUGUUAAAAGUUGUCUGUGUAAUUUAAAUCAAAUAA
This is a messenger RNA of Ylistrum balloti, 1696 nucleotides long. RefSeq lists its product as uncharacterized. Gene Ontology annotation, cellular component: cytosol; nucleus. The record is from RefSeq and is a predicted model, not a curated record. Gene Ontology annotation, molecular function: adenosine kinase activity. The coding region runs from base 27 to 1097 and encodes 356 amino acids. Lineage: Eukaryota; Metazoa; Mollusca; Bivalvia; Pectinida; Pectinidae. Gene Ontology annotation, biological process: purine ribonucleoside salvage. The transcript is spliced from 11 exons.